Molecule: messenger RNA, 1782 nt
Organism: Clonostachys solani
Lineage: Eukaryota; Fungi; Ascomycota; Sordariomycetes; Hypocreales; Bionectriaceae
Source: the annotation of a GenBank genome assembly
AUGUCCGAUCCGGAAAAAGACGACAGGGUCGGCAGAUCCUCCCCACGCGAUGAUUCUGCAGACAUGACCAAGGAAAGGAGGAGCGAAGACAACGACCGCGACAUCGAACGCCUGAACAGCGGCAGCUCCUCGUCGACCGGCCAUAGCCUCACGGGCUCGGAAUUCAGCGAUGAUCACGACGGCCACCGCCCGACAAUGGGCGAGAUCCACGCUACAUGCUCCCACAGAAGCCAGAGCCGCCAGCGCAGCCCAGCUCGAAGCCGUGCGCGGGCAGGAACAAUUGGCACCGAGCUCAGCCAGGUCGUGUCUCGCCGCGAGACCGUCAUGUCGAGGAUUCGCUCCCGGCCCGUUCCCCAGUUCACACACCCUCUCGAGCACAUCCCGACGACGGCUGAGCACCUGGUUGAGUUCGAGGGCUCCGACGACCCCUACCACCCCCUCAAUUGGACUACCAAGAAGAAGGUCCUCACGACGUUGCUGUACGGGCUCAUUACCAUGUCUGCGACCUGGUCCUCGUCGGCGUACUCCGUUGGGACGCAGCAGGUCUCCCGCGAGUUCCACGUAGGCAUCCAGGUGGCCAACCUGGGCACCACUCUGUUCUUGUUUGGGUUUGGUAUUGGGCCGCUCCUCUGGGCGCCCUUGAGCGAGGUGUUUGGGAGGAGAGUGGCCGUCAUGGUGCCGAUGGUAGCAUCCAUCUGCUUCACGUUUGCGAGUGGAGCAUCCAAGGACUUGCAGAGUCUGAUGAUCACUCGUUUCUUUGGCGCCUUCUUCGCCUCUGCGCCCGUCACCAACACGGGAGGUGUGUUGGGCGAUAUGUUUACAGCCUCGUCGAGAGGGUUCGCAAUGGCAGGUUAUGCCAUGGCCGUUGCCCUAUUGUUUCUGCUGCCUUGGUGCAAGACCCUUCACUGGGAUGGCGCUGGACAGCAUACCUCACCGGCAUCAUCCAAUGCCUUGUCCUCACCCUCGGUGUCAUAUUCAUUGAUGAGAGCUACCCCCCCCAGGCUGCUCGUCUUCAAGGCCCGUCGCCUACGCCACGAGACCGGAAACUGGGCUCUACAUGCCAAGUUCGAGGAAUGGGAUGUCAGUGUAGUCGAAAUGGCGAAGAAGUUCCUUGUCCGCCCGCUCCAACUUCUCAGCACUCCCAUCUGCUUCCUAGUCGCCUUGUACGCCAGCUUCACCUAUGGUAUUCUUUACAUGCAGCUCGGCGCCAUCCCCAUUAUAUUUGGCGAGCUACGCGGCUGGAGUCCCUUUGUCUCGACCCUCCCCUUUAUCUGCAUCUUCCUCGGUGCCAUCGUCGGAUGCGCCGCCAACGUCUUCAACCAGCUUCUCUACAAUAAAGCCUACCACGCCGCCGGGAACCGCCCAGUCCCCGAGAUGAGGCUCCCCCCCAUGAUGGUCGGGUCCGUGGUCUUCAGCGCCGGCCAGUUCAUGAUAGGAUGGACGGCCCAGCCCUCGAUCCACUGGAUCGCCCCCUGCGUCGGCCUCGUCCUGCUCGGCGCGGGCUUCUUCACCAUCUUCCAGGCCGCGCUCAACUACCUCGUCGACACCUUCACGGCCUACGCCGCGUCCGCCGUCGCCGCCAACACGUUUCUACGGUCCUGCUUCGCCGGCGCGUUCCCCCUCGUCGUGGGGCCCAUGUUUCACAAUAUUGGCGUCGGGCCUGGGUCCAGCAUCACUGGCGGGUUCGGCGCCUUGCUGAUCCCCGUGCCCUUUGUGUUCUACAGGUAUGGGAAGCGGAUUCGGGCGCGGUCCAAGUGGUCCAAGGGCUCGGUUUACGAUUGA